GCUGAACAGCUUGGGCAAUUCCUCGGCUUCAAGGAAAGAGAAGGAGAUUAGAGGAGAAGAAUCCCCAAAUACUGUCCGCUGAUCUGGUUCCAGAAAGUUGCAGAGUGCUUCCACUAUGAUCCAUGAAUGGUUGAGGCAGUCAUGGUCCCAGGUUAAGAUUGACCUUCACAUUGUCCUUGCUCUGACCAGCAGCACAGCUGCAGCUUUCUUGGCACUCAAAUGGAUGGGCCAGAAUAGGAUAAAAAAACAAAUACAAGAGGCAAGAAGGAAGAGAGACCAUGGCUUGGAUCAAAUGGAAAAAGUUGUUCAGGAGUUUAAACAGCAGAAUCCUGGGGUACAAGCCACUCAUGUCCUUUCUCUGCCUCUGGCAGAGCUAGUGGAGAAGCUGAAGGAAGGGUCCUUGUCUCCAGAAAGUGUCCUUUACACUUACAUGGAAAAGGCUUUAGCAGUUCACUGGGAGGUGAACUGCGUGCGCCAUUUCAUUCCAGAAUGUGAGCAACAUCUCCAGGAGCUGAAGAAACAGAAGGGAAGGGGCUUGCUGUAUGGUGUGCCUGUCAGUAUCAAGGACCACAUUGCAUAUAAGGGUCACUUAUCAACAUGUGGCUUUGUCCAGUCACUUGGUGCCUUGGCAGAAGAGGACAGUGUGCUGGUCGAGGUGUUAAAAAGGCAGGGAGCAAAUCCAUUUGUAAUCACCAAUGUCCCACAAUCCUUACUGAACUAUGACUGCAGCAACUCUAUUUUUGGCCAGACAGUGAAUCCUAGUGAUCAUAAGAGAGGCCCUGGUGGAUCAUCUGGAGGGGAAGGUGCCCUAAUAGCUGCUGGAGGGUCCAUCCUGGGAUUUGGGUCAGAUUUGGGUGGAAGUAUCCGUCUACCCUCCAGCUUCUGUGGUCUUUGUGGGCUGAAGCCAACAGCAGGUAGGCUGAGCAAUUCAGGAGUAAGGGGCCCCAUUGAUGGAAUACUCACAGUUCCAGGAACAGUGGGCCCAAUGGCAAGGGAUGUGGAAAGUCUAGCUCUGUGCAUGAAGGCUCUCUUAUGUGAUGACAUGUUCCAGCUGGACCCCUUUGUUCCGCCUGUGUUUUUCAAUGAAGAGGUAUACUCUAGUUCCACGCCACUUCGGAUUGGCUAUUAUGACACUGAUGGCUAUUUUUUGCUCCCUCCCUGUAUGAGGCGGGCUGUGCAUGAAACCAGGAAGCUUCUCCAAGAAGCUGGCCAUACGCUCGUUCCCUUCACCCCACCUUCAGUGGACUAUGCCAUAGAUGAACUUUAUAUCAAAGGCCUUUUUGCUGAUGGUGGCUCAACUCUGUUGGCUAUGUUUGAAAGAGAUAUAGUCGACCCAUGCUUGAAACCUCAAGUGGCUCAUCUUAGAAUCCCAAAAUUGGUGAGGAAAGUUUUGGCCAAGUUUGUCAAACCCUGGUUUCCAAGACUGGCCAGCCAUCUCAAUGCACUGUGUGGAGUAAGGUCUGUGAAUUGCCUGUGGGAGCUGAAUGACAAAGUGAUGGCUUAUCGUAAACAGUUUGUUGACCAGUGGAAGAAAAGCGAGCUUGAUGUUGUCCUCUGUCCAGUUCUGGGACCUGCCUUUAAUCUUAGUUACCCCUCAAAACUAUUGGCUGCCAUCUCGUAUACCAUGCUGUACAAUCUUUUGAACUUUCCUGCUGGAGUUGUGCCAGUCACUACCGUUACAGAGGCUGAUGAAGAGGAGCUGGGACAGCACCGAGGACACUUUGGUGACCCCUGGGAUAAGAGACUGAAAGAGGCUGUGAAAGGUGCUGUGGGGCUCCCUGUGGCAGUUCAGUGUGUGGCAUUACCAUGGCAGGAUGAAUUAUGCCUUCGUUUCAUGAAAGAGGUGGAGAUGCUGUCCCACCAAAGGAGACUGGAGAAAGCCAUGUGAGCCUAACACAGAAGGUCAUAGCCUCUAAAGAAGGUAGUUCUCUCAGGAAUUGCAAAGUGACACUACAAGAUUGUAACUUGCACCUAAGGCUGCAGCAGAGCUGGGAGUGGAAUCCCAAGCCUUCAAGACUUUAAGGUGCUUCUUAGAUGCCUUCCAAGUAUUUAGAGCAGUGCUUGAGCCAAAUUGCCACCUGCUGUCUAGGACGUAAAUUAUCCAGCUCUCUGCGAAAUGACACAACAAUCUAGCUUGCAGCUAUGACAGCUUUAUUUUCUUAAAAGAGGUUUGGCCUGCAUAGAUUGAAUUAACAAUUGUCAAAAGGCAGAGAAGAAGGGAUUUUCUUAUGGGGGAGCAUUUAUUGAGCACAUAAGAUGUUAGUUUAUUAAGAGUGCAGUUGCUGAACCAUUCAGCUCCACUUCUUCUCCUGCCAUCAUAUAUUAUAUACCACUGGCUCCACCCCUGAGAUUAUACAACUUUCCUCACUGCUUGCCAUCCACAUAUUAAACUUGGAUGCUUGCAGGGAGAAAGCCUAUGCAUGUAGACCUCUCUGGAACAGAACACUUGAUUUCUCUGGGUCCCAGGUCCAGGGGAAGCCUACAUGCAUUGGCUUUCCCUCUGCUGGUGUCCAUGCCUAAUAUCUGAGCAGUGGUGUCAAAGGAAGCCACGUAACUAUGGGGACCCAUUACACCUUGAUCACAGAGCCCCCUCUUCACAUGUGUAACAAGUGAAAGGGACUAUCCAUUGAGAGAGCACAGUGACACUCAGCACAUUUUGCUGGUGAUUGUCAGUCAACAUUGACCAGAACAAAAGUGAGGAUUAAAAAUAGCAAUGGGCAGUUUGGGGAGUGUGCCUGGGAGAACAAUUGUCCAGAAAGAUCAGAAUCAGUAGGGAUUUUUUUACCGUAUUUGUCAACA
Messenger RNA from Lacerta agilis (Sand lizard), 2799 nucleotides. RefSeq names its product vitamin D3 hydroxylase-associated protein-like. The record is from RefSeq and is a predicted model, not a curated record. Gene Ontology annotation, biological process: fatty acid catabolic process. Gene Ontology annotation, molecular function: amidase activity; fatty acid amide hydrolase activity. NCBI's taxonomy places the organism in Eukaryota, Metazoa, Chordata, Lepidosauria, Squamata, Lacertidae. The coding region runs from base 116 to 1888 and encodes 590 amino acids. The transcript is spliced from 17 exons.